AUGGGAAACAGUAUCAGCUCCAAAUCCAAGGCAAUUGACAAACAGCUCAAGAUUGAAAAGAAGCGAGCCGGCAAGGAAAUUAAAAUCCUAUUGUUAGGUGCUGGUGAUUCUGGCAAGAGCACCAUUAUCAAACAGAUGAAAUUGAUUCAUGCUUGUGGAUUCUCGAGGAUUGAAAGGGAAAACUUUCGAGUCAUGAUAUUUACCAAUUUGUUGGGAUCGAUGCAGGCCUUGUUAGAGAGCAUGGCCCUGUUGAACCUGACAUUUGAGAAUGACAGCAAUUGGAAUUACAUUGGCCUGUUUGAGCAUCCUGUCAGCUCGUUUCAGCUGUCCAUACACGAAUCAUACCCCAUGGACUAUCAUCAGCCGCUUGUGUCAUUAUGGAAAGACAAGAGCGUACAGGCGACAUUUGCUCGAGGGCAUACGUUUGCGUUCAAUGAAAAUAUCAAAUACUUUUUUGAUCAAUUGGAUAGACUGUUUCAACCUGAUUAUACACCCACAGACCCUGAUAUCAUUCAUUGCCGUAUAAAGACUACAGGAAUUGUCGAGUCCAAAUUUAGGCAUGGUUCAGUUACUUAUAGGAUGUUUGAUGUUGGAGGACAACGCAGCGAAAGAAAGAAAUGGAUACAUUGCUUUGAUAAUGUGGCCGCGGUCUUGUUUGUAGCCGCCUUGAGUGGUUACGAUUGCUGUCUUGUGGAAGACAGAUAUUCAAUGUACGAGGCUUUCAUGUUGUUUGAGUCUAUUUGCAAUUCGAAAUGGUUUGUCAACACAUCCAUGAUUUUGUUCUUGAACAAGGUGGAUUUGUUCAGGCAAAAGAUACUGAAAUCUGAAAUUAAAGAGUACUUUCCAGACUAUAAAGGACCAUCGGCGGAUUAUGAUCAAGCUACUGAAUUCUUCAAAAGACGUUUCACAAAGCUAAAUGCCAAUGCCAGUAAACAAAUUUAUGUACAUUAUACCGUUGCUACAGAUACCAGACUACUAGCUCAUAUUAUGGAGUCUGUAUCUGAUAGUAUUCUUCAUGAAAACCUUCAAACUUUAUUAUUGUAG
Molecule: messenger RNA, 1044 nt
Organism: Mucor velutinosus
Lineage: Eukaryota; Fungi; Mucoromycota; Mucoromycetes; Mucorales; Mucoraceae
Exons: 7
Coding region: 1-1044 (347 amino acids)
Biological process (GO): Rho protein signal transduction; G protein-coupled receptor signaling pathway
Cellular component (GO): heterotrimeric G-protein complex
Molecular function (GO): guanyl nucleotide binding; G-protein beta/gamma-subunit complex binding; G protein-coupled receptor binding
Source: RefSeq, a predicted model, not a curated record